AUGCGGGUCCCGAUUUUGUUGAUUCUCGUACUGCUGGUUAUCUACGCUGUCGAUGGUAGCGUCAUACCUGACAGAGCUCUAACUGCAAGCCUGCAGGAUGCUUGGUACGAUGAUGAAUUCAUUAUUGCAAUAUCCAACUUCAAGGAUAAAAAGAAAUCUUCCAGCGGUUCAGUGGAGACUCUGUUAGCUGUGAAGUAUCGGGGCGUUAAAACGAAAUUAGUGCUCUUACUCGAUCGACGAACAAAGCGCGUUAUACUUGAAAGUCUCGAUGAGGCUGGUCAACGCAGCGCAUCACAUGUCAAAGUGGACAGUCUCACAGUAAAUACCCCUCUGAAGAGUCUGAUUAUGCUGGUACAUCAGGCACAGCCUAAUCCUCGUGUGGAUGUGUACGUCGAUUGUACUUACGAGGGUUCUAUACCGUUCAAGACAACUUUCCGCGACAUAGCUGAGAUCGAGGACAACCUAGACGUGGAAGUAUUCAGAGAAAGAAAAUGCAGAACAAAAGUAUAUCAGUCUGCAACCAUCACUGAUGUCCUGAGAAAAGAGCAAUGUCCUGACAAUCUACCCAAGAUGAAGCAGCCUUCAGUAUUCGAUACAGAUACACCGAAAACACAACCUACUGAUUCCGAUGAAGAUUAUCAAAAUAAGCCUACCGAUCAACCUGACGAAUCAAGUGAUGAAAUUAACGGACCGAAUUUACCUGGUCAGAAUAAUAACGGUCUGUCACCUUCUAGUAACUCAAAGUUUCCUUGGGAUCAUAAGAAACCUUCCGAUAAGAAGCAUCACGGUGGUCAUCCGAAUGACAGCAAUCGACCUAAGAAGAAAGAUUCCUCGGGAUAUCCAAAAGACAAAAACAAACCCAAUAAAUAUGAUCCAUACGACUCUUCCGAUCCGUUUUCUCAAUCUGGUCAAACGGACGAUCUUGACUACCCGUAUGGACCUCACCCUCCACAGUCUCCAGCAUCUCGCCCCAAAAAACAUCCUAAAUCUGGUAAACCCAAUCAAUCAGGUUCAAAACCCGAUAAAUCGGAUCCGUACGGCUUUGACAAACAACUUGAUGGAUCGAGUCCAUAUGAUUUUAACAAAAAUCCUGCUCCAACAUCAGACGAGUCUCUUGGAUCAUCUGUUGGAUCUAAUCCUUUCAAUAAUCCUAAACGACCUGGUCGAAGUCCGUAUCACGGUAGUUCGGGUCAGAAUGGAUACCCUUAUCCAAAUCAGACGGAUAUGCCUGAUUCAGAUGAAUUAUCCGGCAAAAGAGUACCCAGAAGAGGCGACAUCGGAAUCCAAAGUCUGGAUGAGAAAGUUUGCCAGACCGAUGAUCAAAUCGUGAAAACCUUGAACGAAUUAAUCAACGCUACCAGGAAACUCGGGAGGGAAUUGGAACUAAGUAGGAUGGAAACCCAACAUCUUCGUCAUUUGAUCGAAAACUGCUCGGCGUGUCGUACACCCAUCGUGACAACACCACCGCCGUCCACGUGCGACCAUAACUCCCCGUGCUACCCCGGCGUCGAUUGCCGUAACACACCGAGCGGACCCCAGUGCGGCCCCUGUCUACGCGGUUACACCGGAAAUGGACGGGUUUGCGUCAAAAUCAAUACCAUCACCUGUCUUCAACGGCCAUGCUUCCAGGGGGUACGAUGUUACGAUGACAGUAAUAAUGGUUACAGGUGCGACAGAUGUCCAAGUGGAUACAUCGGCGAUGGCGAAAGAUGCGACAGGAUGAGAAACCCUUGCGACCGUCACCCUUGUCACCCGGAAGUUAAAUGUUAUCCCACUCACAGUCCACCGUAUUUCAAAUGCGGCUCAUGUCCAUUGGGAUAUGUGGGUAAUGGCACAGCCUGUCUCGAUGCAAAUGAAUGCGAGCUGGCGCGACCCUGUCAUCCCGGAGUACGGUGUAUGAAUCUCCAUCCUGGAUACAGAUGUGACCGUUGCCCGACAGGUUACACGGGGCCGAUGACGGAAGGUGUCGGUGUCGAGAUGGCCAGAGCGCGAAAACAGAUCUGCCAGGACAUAAACGAGUGCGAGACCAACAACGGCGGAUGCGAUCUCUAUUCGGAGUGUAUUAACACGGAGGGAUCCUAUAGAUGUGGUGCUUGCAGAAGUGGUUACGUUGGCAAUCAAACGACAGGAUGUCAUAUUCAGGAAGAUGUAUGCCCGGAUUUGAUAACAGUCUGUGAUGUCAAUGCCUAUUGCAUCGCCAUGUAUGCCAACGAUUUCACAUGCAAAUGUCGUGUUGGUUGGGCCGGAAACGGACAUUCUUGCGGUACCGAUAGCGACAGCGACAGCAUUCCCGACAGGAGUCUUCAUUGCCAUGAUCGUCGUUGUCACGCUGACAAUUGUCCAACGGUACCGAAUAGUGGCCAAGAGGAUGCCGACGAUGAUGGCAUCGGUGACGCAUGUGACGACGACGCCGAUAAUGACGGCAUAUUGAAUCUGACUGAUAACUGUUGGCUCAUUUAUAAUUCAGACCAGCUUGACAGCGAUAGUGACAAGAUCGGUGACGCUUGCGAUAAUUGUCCAACGAAUUGGAAUCCGAAUCAGGAGGACUUUGACGAUGACGGCGAGGGUGACGCGUGCGAUAACGACUUGGAUGACGAUGGUAUCCCCAACACUCAAGACAACUGCAUCAACUUAAAGAAUCCAAAUCAGCGCGACAGCGAUGCGGAUGGCAUCGGUGAUGCCUGCGACAAUUGUCCUGGUAUUAGCAAUCCUGACCAAAAUGAUAUCGACGGCGAUGGCGUCGGGGAUGUUUGCGACACCAAUGCGGAUCGCGACAGGGAUGGUGUUCAGGAUGAUAAGGACAAUUGUCCGGAUGUGGCAAACCCCGGACAGAACGAUGUCGAUCGCGACGGCAUGGGCGACGAGUGUGACGACGACAUCGAUGGAGAUGGUGUGCCCAAUAGAAUCGAUAACUGUCCCUACGUCUACAAUUUGGAUCAGCGUGAUCUUAAUCGCGAUGGUAUUGGCGAUGCAUGCUGGAACGAUAAUGACAACGAUACGGUUAUUAAUAUCCACGACAAUUGUCCAAAUAACAGUUUAGUAUGGGCAACGGAUUUCCGUAAAUAUUUCACAGUCGCUCUCGAUCCGUACGGUACAGCGCAACAAGAUCCCUCAUGGAGAAUUCAUCAUCAAGGUGCUGAAAUUCAACAGCUUCUUAACAGCGAUCCCGGAAUCGCGAUAGGACCGGACGAGCUAAGUAACGUUGACUUCGAAGGAACUUUUUACAUCGAUAACAACGAUGGCGACGACGAUUUCGCAGGCUUCGUCUUUUCCUACCAGGAUAAUCGACAUUUUUAUGUUGUUUACUGGAAGAGAGACGCACAGGUUUACUGGGAAUCAUCCCCAUUCCGCGCUGAAGCAGAUCCCGGGUUUGUAUUAAAGCUCGUUCAGUCCGACACCGGACCGGGAGAGAUGCUCCGCAACAGUCUCUGGCACAAGGAAGACACACCCAAUCAGGUGAGGGUCUUGUGGAAGGAACCGGGGAUCGGCUGGCAGCCAAGAGUGUCAUACAGAUGGCAUCUAUUGCACAGGCCUAAGAUCGGCCUGAUCAGAUUCUGGCUGUAUCAGGGCACACAGCAGAUAAUCGACUCCGGGAAUGUGUUCGACUCGACUCUGCAAGGUGGUAAACUGGGUGUCUAUUGUUUCUCGCAAGAGAUGAUCACCUGGUCGGAUUUACUGUAUAAGUGCACAGAUACCGUGCCUCAAACUGUGUGGGAUCAGUUACCUGAUAAUCUAAAGAGAGAAAUUCAGAUGGAAAUUUCUACCAAGUAUCAACAACAGCAAGUAAUACAACGCAGAAUGAAUUACGACUUCUAAAACAUGCUCUCGAUAAUUUAUUUUAUCGUAACAACGAAUAAAAAAAU
Molecule: messenger RNA, 3863 nt
Organism: Cyphomyrmex costatus
Lineage: Eukaryota; Metazoa; Arthropoda; Insecta; Hymenoptera; Formicidae
Gene: Tsp
Product: Thrombospondin
Exons: 15
Coding region: 1-3816 (1271 amino acids)
Biological process (GO): cell adhesion
Cellular component (GO): extracellular region
Molecular function (GO): calcium ion binding
Source: RefSeq, a predicted model, not a curated record